CACGCAUUACAAGCAGUCUAAAGGCUCCUUUGAUUUUUAUUAAAAUUUAUAAAACAUAAAAGGGGGCCGAAGUGGGGUGCAAACUAGCAUCUCCUCAAAACAUUGGUGACCCCGACGUGAUUUUUAUUUCUUGCUUCUCGUCUUGCCGCAAAUCUCACUUUCGUUGUUCAUCGCUCUUUUGCUGCUGCAGCAUAGGCACUAAACUCAAGUGCAGACAUAUGUACAUAUGUAUUUACAUAUUUCGGACACCGGCUCGAGUGCGCGCUUCUCUCUAACGAUCUUAUCGCGUUAUUUAGCAGAUCGGCUAUUAUAACCAAGCUGUUUGGUGCAUAUCAGUGCCAAGCACAACCCUUUGCUUAGAAAAGAAGCCGUCGAGCAGAUACCUACAUACUUACAUACAUACAUAUGAAUGUGAAUGCAAGUGCCGCUACAAUUGAUCUCGAUACAUACACAUACACAAGCCGCUGCACACAUAAAACGGUAAUCGCAUUCUCGCAUUGCUCACUCUGUGACAUUCGCAGUGGUCAAGGGCAAAGCUCUUCUCCAUCAGUGGACUUUGGUGACAGGCCGGAGUACAGUGAGCACUCAACAAAACGUACCAACCGAACAUUACCUCGCCAACAACAGAAUGGAAAAUUCGACAAUUGAAAUGCGCUUCUGUUCAACGCCAACUAUUAGCAAUGAACGAAUUCUUCAGCGCUGGUGAGAUGAUCAGCUUUGACGAGGCCGAUCUGAUGGUGCGUAUAGAAUCUGCGGAGAGCUUGAAGGCCGAGUUUGAUAUCAGCCAGUCAAGGCUAGAAAAAUUAGAUUUGCUCGAGCUUUCAACGGAUGCAAGCUCAGACUUCGAGAAGGUUUACUGGAAGAUCAAAUCCACUCUCGCUCGUCAAAUGGAUGUAGUCACUAAGGGACGUAUGAUUGACGCUAAUUCAACAACUAUCCCACGCUUUGCUGAAAGUACGCACACAUUUGCUCACUUGUUCAACCGUAAGUCUCGCCUACCGGAAUUGCAGCUGCCCAGGUUCAGCGGCUCCUACGAGGAUUGGCCGGAUUUUUACGCCAUGUACAAGACUGUCAUGGGCAGCAAUGAGGACCUGAGUAAGAUUGAGAAAUUACUACAUUUACGUGCGUGCUUGGAUGGUACUGCUCUCAACACAAUCAAAUCGUUAGAGCCUGUCGACGUGAAUUACGACAAGGCGUUGGAGUUACUCAUAAAGCGUUUUGAUAAUAAGUUGCUACAUUUUCAGGGCCACGUGCGGGCUAUAGUCGGGCUGCCAGGUGUUGAAAAGGGAUCAGCAGAGGCGUUGCGUGAGUUGAGUGACAAAAUUAACUCGCAUCUUCGGGCGCUUAGCACCAUGUCAACAACUGAGGAGCUGGCUGACGGAUUACUCAUACACACAAUAUCGCACAAGCUCGAUCACCACACCCAGGAAAAGUGGCAGGAAGCGCUUGCAACGGAUAAGCUACCCAGGUGGACGGAUAUGUCGGCGUUCUUAGAGAAGAGAUGCCGCAUGAUGGAAAACUUGAAAGGCGCUACGGCACCUACGCCUAGCCACCAGGUUACCAGAAAUAAAACCCGAAUGACUUGGAGAUACUCACGCCUGGGCACUUCAUCUGGGGCAAAGCCAAUGCCACUAUCGACGAGCCAGACAUAACUCACCUAAGCAUAGGUCGCCUCAGCCGUUGGCAGCGAAUAUGUCACAUGCAGCAAUCAUUUUGGAAGAAGUGGAGUACAUCGUAUUUGUCGUUGCUCCAAGAGCGCGGGAAAUGGCGAUCGUCCAAGCAAAAUCUUCAGGCCGGCAGCAUCGUGCUGCUCAAGGAGGACAAUGCACCACCACUCAGGUGGCCGCUUGGUCGAGUCGACAGCGUCAUCACGGGUGACGACGGCAUUGUGAGAGUAGCAGUCAUUCGUACACAAAAUGGUCUGGUCAAGAGAGCCAUUGCCAAAAUCGCCGUUCUGCCAAUCGAGACCACAUCGGUUGAAAGCUUGUAUCUUCCAACGGGGGGAGCAUGUUCGCAGCAGAACGCCCUCUGAAUAAUAUUAUAUCUGAAUUACAAUAUAUCUUUACUUCUCAAAUCACGAUAUUGAAGUCACAUACUAUUAUUUUUAAACCACCAUAAAAUACCAUUGUAAAUUGCUCACCACUAAUCUAUCGAUAGUUAUUGUUGAAAGUUCGAGAAGUAAAUCACGCAUUACAAGCAGUCUAAA
Drosophila montana is the source of this 2206-nucleotide messenger RNA. RefSeq lists its product as uncharacterized. NCBI's taxonomy places the organism in Eukaryota, Metazoa, Arthropoda, Insecta, Diptera, Drosophilidae. The record is from RefSeq and is a predicted model, not a curated record. Bases 681 to 1652 code for a protein of 323 amino acids. The transcript has 2 exons.